AUGGCUAGCAGCAUGCCCGUCAGUCUGGAGGAUGAGGACAAACACGUGGAGAAGAUUCCCAUGACAGAAGACACCUUCGACAGUGGCACCAGCCCCUCCAACGGCGGCGACCUGAUGCCACACAAGUUUGCUCCCAAUAUGAUGGACAUUCUGCAGGAGUUCACACAACGUACUACCUUCCACGGAGUCAAACUGAUUUUCAAAGAACGCGUCGGGAUUGUCAGGAGGGUCAUUUGGUCGCUACUGCUGCUGGUCAGUACAGUGAUGAUGGGCGUCCAGGUGGUCAACCGACUGUUGUACUACUACAGCUACCCGGUGACUGUCAACUACAACGUCAACUUUGACAAGAUGAUGCACUUUCCCACCGUGACCAUUUGCAACCAAAACUAUUUCAGGGUAACGGAGGCGUCUGCAAGGCAGUGGUACGAGUUGCUGGGAGACCUGAACAACGCUUCGGUCACACUGAGCGAAGAGAAACUGGAGCAAUACAACGCUACCUUGCUGACCUUGGCAGAUCUGUACCUGGGCACGGCCCAUCAGAAGGAGGACUUUAUUGUGGGGUGUGAAUGGCAGAACCAGGUGUGUGGCCCACACAAUUUCACACAGGUGCUCACAGACCAGGGCGUGUGUUACAGCUUCAACGAUAACCGUACCUUACCCCUGUCUACUUCCUCGGCAGGGCCUGGCACUGGUCUUCAGCUGACGCUCAAUGUAGAACAGUACGAGUAUAUGCCUGGAACCAGCAGUGCGGCUGGGGUAAAGAUCCUACUGCACAACUUUGAACAGUUCCCCAGAGUAGGCCAACUUGGACUAGCUAUAGCUCCAGGGUCUCAUGCCUUUGUGGGCGUGGAUCUAUUGAAGGUGAAUAAUUUAGCCAAGCCCCAUGGACGCUGCCGGAGUGGACCUUCAGUUUACUAUGGCCAGUACUCACCGGAUGCCUGCCAGCUGGCCUGUAUGACCGUCUACCUGGACGAUCUGUGCAGCUGUAGGCACAUCUACCUGCCUCACGAUCAAGACGCCCCACCCGUGUGCUCGCUGAAUGAGUUCAUGACCUGUCUGAGAUCAUACAUGGCUGCAGCCAAUGACCAUGCCAGAGCAAACUGCGACUGUCCAGCUCCGUGUGAUUUACUUCAGUACCAACAUGUGGUCUCCUACGCCAGCAAGGCACUGUUUUCUCUAGAUGGCUCCCUGACACCUGCAACUCUGGCCCCAGUCAGGAAGAGAUACCUGCAGGCAAGGGAGACCACCUCACGUCUGGACCGGGUCAAGUGGCAACAGUUGACCACCACAACCAACGAGAUAAGAUCUAGUUUCCGUAACCUACAGAGUGAGAUGAGCAGGGGUCUUCUCAGCAGUCUUCUUAAUCAGAAAAGUGCCCUCAACUUGAUACAUCAGAGAAUGAACAACGCUUGGACCAAGAAGAUCUAUCUUCUACAAUGGCAGAAAUAUCACCUGGAGAAGAACUUUGUGAAAGCCAAAGAUGAAAUGGAAGAAAAAAGCAUGUACAAUUUGGGGCUUGGGUACGAAGAAUUUGCCUACCAGAUCAAGACCAGAAUCCAGCAGCUAGCUCACAGUUGGUGGAAUAUGACCAUCCCGGAAGCUACCAGAACGUCUAUGUAUGUGGAAGUGCUCAACAUGCUCCACGGCCGCUUGCUACUGGCAGAUAAAGCUUACGAGAGCUAUCUUCAGCUGUAUGAUGCUUUCAGCAACGGAGAACCCAUUUUCACAUACCAGUUCCAAAAUGAGUCUGUAGAUGAUAAUGAUUACAUCACACCCAGGGCUCUGCUGAACCAGUCAAUUUCCCGUCAUGACUUCUCUUCUAACGACACGGUUACCCUGAUCGAGGACAUUCAGUACAUCAAGGACAUCCUGCAAUCCUACCUUUCACUAGCCAACAGAUACUUCUAUGCAAACACGUCAAGUCCUGAAGAACUAGAAACAUACAAUUCUCAGAUCCUGGAGUGGGGUCCCCGCUUUCUACAAAGCAAGAAUGUUUUUUACACCGACAGCGUCGACUAUCCGGUCAAGAUAAUGCAAGACAAACUACAGAAGUUUGAGCAGAGAUGGCGGGAUUUUGAAGAAGACUUGAAACCGAUGACAGUUAAACUGGACAUGUUGUUAGUUAACUUAAGCAAACAUCAAAACAACAUGAUCAGUGUACUGGAGCAGAAUAUCGCCAAAGCAGAGAUGCACGUUUCGGUUAGAAACGUCUCAAAACAACAGAUGGCCGAAGUGUUCACAAACGAACAGUUUCUCAAAGGUGUCAGCGAACUGACCACAUUCUUCGGUGAGCUACGAGCACGUGGUCAAGAAGUUUACGAUGGUUGGUCAGCUCUAAACCGGUCAACCAAAGCCAUCUGGGCGAUGAUACUAGACGACGAGAACAUGCUGGAGUACUACCGCUACACCAAUGAAACUCUCUACUUACACUCGUUGGCUGAGGUUUCCAGCGAAGUGGCCAGAAACUUCUCACGACUUCGAGACACCAACAACGUCCAACACAAGAUCAGCCAGGUCGAUGGGUCGUUUGUCCGCAGUUUCCAAAGGAUGGUAGCUCUGAUGAAAGAAUUCAUUGCAGGCAGCGACAUUGACGCGGAGUUUCUCAAAAACAAUUUUCUACGGCUGGAUGUUUACUACAAGCGGGCUGGUUAUGAAGAAAUCACACAGCGGGCGGAUUUUGACGUGUUUGCCUUACUUUGUGACAUCGGCGGGACCAUGGCCUUCUAUCUCGGAGCCAGUGUGCUGACUGUCUGUGAGCUGCUAGACUUGGGUUUGCAUCACUUCAUCUACAAGCUGACCCACAACGACAAGAUCCAUGGCGACGAAUGA
This is a messenger RNA of Candidula unifasciata, 2829 nucleotides long. The record is from the annotation of a GenBank genome assembly. NCBI's taxonomy places the organism in Eukaryota, Metazoa, Mollusca, Gastropoda, Stylommatophora, Geomitridae.